AUGGCUGCCCAGGCAACGUUCAAGAGCAUCAAAGCUGUGAUUCCUCUGCUCGACCGUGUGUUGGUCCAGCGAUUCAAGCCUGAAACAAAAACAGCCUCUGGGAUUUUCCUACCCUCGUCUUCGACCACUACGCCCUUACCCGAAGCUACUGUAAUUGCCGUGGGCCCUGGAGCGCCUAACAAGGAAGGGAAUGUUGUUCCUACUCAGGUCAAGGCUGGGGACCGGGUGUUGCUUCCUGGUUGGGGAGGGAAUUCAAUUAAAGUAGGAGAUGAGGAAUACUACUUGUUCAAGGAUGCAGAGAUCCUUGCGAAGAUCCAGGAGUGA
Messenger RNA from Suillus subaureus, 324 nucleotides. RefSeq names its product chaperonin 10-like protein. Lineage: Eukaryota; Fungi; Basidiomycota; Agaricomycetes; Boletales; Suillaceae. The transcript has 4 exons. Gene Ontology annotation, molecular function: metal ion binding; protein folding chaperone; protein-folding chaperone binding. Bases 1 to 324 code for a protein of 107 amino acids. Gene Ontology annotation, cellular component: mitochondrial matrix. The record is from RefSeq and is a predicted model, not a curated record.